Molecule: messenger RNA, 1453 nt
Organism: Mya arenaria
Lineage: Eukaryota; Metazoa; Mollusca; Bivalvia; Myida; Myidae
Product: cell death abnormality protein 1-like
Exons: 3
Coding region: 38-1453 (471 amino acids)
Molecular function (GO): scavenger receptor activity
Source: RefSeq, a predicted model, not a curated record
GAAAGAAGCUAUUGGUGAUUAAGAAGUCUAAAAUAAAAUGGAAUACUUUUAUUUCCUUUUACUCGUUAGUGGAAUUCAGUCAGAAUUGCAGGGAUAUUGUCAACCAUGUGAAUGCUGUAGAACGGAGCGAUGCAUUUCUUUGGACAAUGGUGACAAAUACUGCAUGGACGGUUGCAGAGAUGGUUUUAUUGGAAGGGACUGUGCUAGCAGAUGUGCCUUAAAAAACUGUGCCAGAUGUUUAUAUAACAACACAUGCGAGCAGUGUUUUGACGGCUACAUGUACUCUCACCAAGGGGAUUGCGAAAAGAGUUGUCCGCUUUGUAAAACCUGUACAUGGCCAACUGGGUUUUGUGACAGCUGUGAGCCGGGUUAUUAUCCACGAUAUGAAAGUUGUGAAAAAGACAACAGUGACAGUGAAGGUUGUUUAGUGUUUGGUGACUAUGGUAGAUGUGAUAAAUGUAAACAAGGCCUUUGGGGCGUUAAAUGUUCUUCCAAAUGUUCACCUGGAUGUGUCGAUGGAAUAUGCGAUAUGAACGGAUACUGCAAGUGCGUUGAAACUUAUUUGGGAACACGGUGUGAUUUGUCAUGCAAUAUUGGUUGUAAAGAUGGAAUAUGUAACGAUCGUGGACAAUGUAAAUGCUCUACCGGUUUCUGGGGAGAGACUUGUGAAUACCAAUGCUCUGAAGGAUGUUUAGAUGAAUGUGCACCGGACGGAAGUUGUAAAUGUAAAAGCCAUGUUUUCGGUGAGCGUUGCAUUUACAACUGUACAACUCUUUGCACUAAUGGACAAUGCAAUGACAAUCAAAAUUGCGUUUGUACGAAGGGCUUUUGGGGUACCUUUUGUACAAAAGAAUGUUCGGUUGGUUGUCAAAACAGCAUAUGCGAUCUUCAUGGUAAAUGUGAAUGUAGACAGCAUUUCUGGGGACAAUCGUGCGAUAAAGAAUGUUAUUUUGGGUGUGAGAACAGCUUUUGUAGUUCGAAAGACGGCACAUGCAUAUGCAAACGUGAUUAUUAUGGGGAAAAAUGUGAACAACAGUGCGAAAUCGGAUGUGUUCGGGAUACUUGUAGUAAAAAUGGCAGUUGCCAAUGCAAAUUGGGCUAUUGGGGCAAACAGUGUUCAUUUAUUUGUUCACUUAACUGUUUAACUCCAUCAUGUGACAAAGAUACCGGCUAUUGUCAAUGUAAGCUUGGAUUCUGGGGAGAGUCAUGCCACUCAGUAUGCAAUACAAACUGUAUCGAUAACACUUGUCGGGUUGAUGGGACGUGUUUAUGCAAAGCGGGAAGUUACGGAAAAUACUGUAAUAUGGCCUGCUCAAGUGGCUGCACAAACAGUAUAUGCGAUAUAGAUGGAAAUUGUGAUUGCAAAAUGAAUUACAGCGGCAGAAGAUGUGAAAAACAUUCAUCAGGAUUAAAAGUAGUAUCAAACAUAUGCAAACAAGGGUUCCAGGUGUGA